AAGCAUUAUGCUAUUUAAUACCCAAAACUGGGGCUUAUCAAAUGAAAUGCGACUCUACCUUGGUGAUUUGGAAUAUUUUCUAGACACUGGGUUUAUUGCCAACUCGUUAGUCGUAUUGUGCACACUACUCGCGUUAGCAUCGAUCAUGAUAAAUUACGUUAACUAUAGGAAUAACAUAAAACCCACUGAUUUAUUAGUGCUGCGAAUGUUGUCCGGUUUGGUCACACCCGACAGUAUCGUGCCACACGCGUUGGCGUGGGCCAUGUGGGUACUCUACCUGUUUAACUUUAUUGUCUAUCAAUCUGUUUACUAUUUUAUAAUUACUUACUAUUUGGAGCUGAAGCUUAAAAAUAUUAACGCAUACAUUAAGCGGUUAACAAGGGUUAAGAGAGGUUUUGGUGUAAAACAAGGUCAAAAGAGACUUUGGCCAAAUGGUACCGUUUACUACGUAAUCGACGAUUCAUUAGCUAAAAACAAAACUAAAAUAAUAAAUGCAAUGUCUGGCAUCAGCAAGAAAAAUCUUUGCGUUAAAUUUAAAGCUAGAUCAAAUGAACCGGAUUAUGUUUAUAUUCACACUGGCGACAAAUGUCAAUCAAAAAUUGGUCGAAUUGGUGGUAAACAAGACCUACAAUUAGCCCCCAAUUGUUUCAUUGGACGAAAAGUAACCCACGAGCUGUUGCACGCGCUGGGUUUUAACCAUGAACAUUCUCGACCUGACCGAGAUGACUACGUGCAGGUUAUUAUGUCAAACGUCAAACCAGGCACCGAACAUAAUUUUGAGAAAAAGACCAUGUCCAUGUACAAAGUGUACACUAAAUGUUACUCAUAUGUUGGCCGAAUUGGCGGUAAACAAGAUCUACAAUUAGCCUCCAAUUGUUUUGGACGAACAAUAAUCCACGAGCUGUUACACGCGCUGGGUUUUAAACAUGAACAUUCAAGACCUGACCGAGAUGAUUACUUGCAGUUCAUUUGGGCCAACAUCAAACCAGGCAAAGAAAAACCUUUUCAGAAAAAUACCAUGUCCAUAUUUAAAGUAUACACUAAGUUCGAUUAUAGUUCCAUCAUGCUUUAUGGGAAGAGAGCAUUUAGCAAAAAUAAUGCAACUACUCUAAUAUCUAAACAAGCACCUACGAACGAUAUUAAAUACAUGAGAAUAAUGAGCACGCUUGAUAUAUUUACGUUAAAAGCUAUAUGUUACUCAUAUGUUGGCCGAAUUGGCGGUAAACAAGACUUACAAUUAGCCCCCAAUUGUUUUGGACGAACAAUAAUCCACGAGCUGUUACACGCGCUGGGUUUUAAACAUGAACAUUCAAGACCUGACCGAGAUGAUUACUUGCAGGUCAUUUGGGCCAACAUCAAACCAGGCAAAGAAAAACCUUUUCAGAAAAAGACCAUGCCAAUGUUUAAAAUGUACACUAAGUUUGAUUAUAGUUCCAUCAUGCUCUAUGGGAAGAAAGCAUUUAGCAAAAACAAUGCAACUACUUUAAUAUCUAAGCAUGCACCUACAAACGAUAUUACACCCAUUAUCCGUAACGUA
This is a messenger RNA of Medioppia subpectinata, 1537 nucleotides long. The record is from the annotation of a GenBank genome assembly. Lineage: Eukaryota; Metazoa; Arthropoda; Arachnida; Sarcoptiformes; Oppiidae.